AUGCAGCCUAAUUUAUCAAUGAAGCCUCUAUGCACACCGAAAUUAUCAUGCCAAUCCAGCUUAAAAUGUGCAGACAGAUUUUUACCAAAUCGUUCGUCUAUCAACCUCCUCACAAGCUUCGACAUGGUCAAAGAAGACAAAAGUCCAAGCUUCGUCGGAAAUGUGUCGGAGGACCAGCAAGCUGGAUAUUCAGCACUUCUAAAGACCCAGCUCUUACAGAACAGCAAAAGCAUUCUAAAUUCUAACAGUAUUUUUAAAUACUCCCAAGAGACACACUUGAAAGAAAAUAUUCAGCUAGGGUUUUCAGGCGAAGAACUUUACUCCCCAUUAAAAUCUCAAAGAAGUAUCCCUAAGUCUCCUUAUAAAGUCUUAGACGCCCCUUCCCUCCAAGAUGACUUCUACUUGAACCUCCUAGACUGGUCAUCGCACAAUACUUUAAGUGUGGGAUUAGGGCCAUGCGUCUACCUAUGAAAUGCCUCAACUUCAAAAGUGACGAAGUUAUGCGACUUAGGGCUUAGCGAUUCUGUUACUAGUGUUUGUUGGUCUCCAAACGGAGACUAUAUCACUGUAGGUACAAAUCAAGGAAAUUCGCUACUUUGGGACGUAAAUAGGACAAAACUUAUUAGGACUUUUUCUGGGCACUCAGGAAGAGUCGGCUCGAUGGCUUGGAGUAGUAAAGUCUUAUCCACAGGGUCAAGGGACAGGCAGAUUCUUCAUAGAGAUGUAAGGUCUCCUGAAGAAUAUAUUGGCAGACUUAUAGGGCAUAAACAAGAGGUGUGCGGACUUAAAUGGUCAUUUGAUGAGCAACAGCUAGGUUCAGGAGGAAAUGACAACAAACUAAUCCUUUGGAAUUUGCAGUCUCCGUCGCCUAUUAUCAAAUUCCAACAGCAUGUGGCAGCUGUAAAAGCAAUUGCUUGGUCCCCUCACCAGCAUGGACUUUUGGCAUCUGGAGGAGGAACAGCUGAUAGGACAAUCAGAUUUUGGAACACACUUACUAAUGAAGAAUUGCAUCAUGUCGACACAGGCUCACAGGUGUGCAACCUAAUGUUUUCGAAGAACAGCAAUGAGCUUGUAUCGACUCAUGGAUACUCACAAAACCAAAUUGUGCUUUGGCAAUAUCCAGGAUUUCAAAAAGUUGCUACACUUACUGGACAUACUUACAGAGUCUUAUAUUUAUGUAUGUCUCCAGAUGGGCAGACCAUUGUGACGGGUGCAGGCGAUGAAACUCUGAGGUUUUGGAAUUUGUUCCCGAGCAGCAAAGAAACUGCAGAAUCCGGCUUACAGAACUCAAUGUUCCCAUCUUAUCUGGACUUGCGAUAA
Molecule: messenger RNA, 1320 nt
Organism: Blepharisma stoltei
Lineage: Eukaryota; Ciliophora; Heterotrichea; Heterotrichida; Blepharismidae
Source: the annotation of a GenBank genome assembly